This is a messenger RNA of Aspergillus glaucus CBS 516.65, 1356 nucleotides long. Its product is annotated as GNAT family N-acetyltransferase. The record is from RefSeq and is a predicted model, not a curated record. Lineage: Eukaryota; Fungi; Ascomycota; Eurotiomycetes; Eurotiales; Aspergillaceae. Bases 1 to 1356 code for a protein of 451 amino acids. The transcript has 2 exons. Gene Ontology annotation, biological process: siderophore biosynthetic process.
AUGGACAAAAUGGCCGCAGAUUCUCCGGCCCAGAACAAGCCAACAUAUCCUUGGGUGAAACUCCCUCAUCCCUACCUUACCACAUACGCCAUCAAUGUUCUUUCAGAGUCUAUCCCCCGGGUACUUCAACUCCAAUUGUACAACUCAGAGGCCGGUCAGUCCCUCCCAGAACCGCUACACAACAACUCUCUCCGAUACACCGACCUCUCCUGGGACGAAUCCGCCGCGAGCAUCCCAAACAACGACAACAGCCCACACGCACGCAGUCUACGCGCUCCAGGGACCACAAUUCAUUGGACAGACAAUGAACUCCCCAGCCUGGCGCAAAUCUGGAACGUGAUUCACGCUGCCUUCCUCACCCACCCACAACACGCGAUGAUCCGACUGGAUCUAACAGGCUCCGGCCAUGAGGUGAUCCGCGAGGAAUGCCUACGCACCGGUCUGGCAAUCCCCUUUCCAUCACCACAAGCCCCUUUUGGUAGCGAAAGCGAGCCCUCAGGCCUCGACACCAUCAUCCUCCUCCGUUCCGCCUUCUGGCAAGGCGCUGGUUCCCCACUGGGUCCACGGCCCAUCUGGGCCGUCGGGCAGGAUACCCAUGGUCUGCUCCGGCGUCCAGGCAGCUCCUAUCCGCCACUGGCUCAGAACUACGAGUUUACGAUGAAGCUCCCGCACGAGCGCGUGUAUGCGCGCCAUCCCAUCCGGCCGGUCAAGCCUGCGCCGGGAUCGCUGGUGUACAGCCGGUACAUCCCACAUCUGGACCAUCAUUUCUCGCUGAUGGUCGUGGACUGGCAGAAUGAGAAGCAUCUGCGGCGGUUCAAUAAGUGGCAGAAUGACCCGCGAGUUGCGAAGGGGUGGAAUGAGACUGGGACGUUGGAGGAACACCGCGAGUAUCUGCGCCGGUUGCAUGAAGACAAACAUGUUCUGUGUCUGUUUGGGCGCUUUGAUGAGUUUGCGUUUGCGUAUUUCGAGGUAUAUUGGGCAAAGGAAGACCACUACGGCGCGCACUACGACGCAGGAGACUACGAUAGAGGUCGACACUCGCUUGUCGGCGAAGAGUCAAUCAGAGGCGCAUACCGCGUGAACGGAUGGUGGUCGAGCGUUAUCCACUACAUAUUCCUCGACGAGCCGCGCACAAUGUGCGUGGUGGGCGAGCCCAAGGCGACAAACACGACGGUGCUGUCGUACGAGAAUGCGCAAGGUCUGAGCGUCGAGAAGUACGUGGACCUGGGGCAUAAACGGUCUGUACAUGUGUUUUGCAGCCGGGAGAAGUGGUUCCAGUUGUGUCCGAUGUUUUGGGAUGGGCGCAAUCGGCCGUUGGAGAGUGCGGACCGAAUGGCUUGGGAUGCGAAGUUGUAA